Messenger RNA from Colletotrichum orchidophilum, 1647 nucleotides. RefSeq lists its product as uncharacterized. Bases 1 to 1647 code for a protein of 548 amino acids. The record is from RefSeq and is a predicted model, not a curated record. NCBI's taxonomy places the organism in Eukaryota, Fungi, Ascomycota, Sordariomycetes, Glomerellales, Glomerellaceae. The transcript is spliced from 4 exons.
AUGAAGCCGCAAAACAUCUUUCUCAGCCCUCUCCUUCUUACUUCAGCCAACGCCCUAACCUUACCUGAUGACGCACACCUCGCCUUACGCAGUGACGGUCAGAAUUCUUCUGCGCCAUCAAACAAGUCAUCCAUCCAAUGGACAGAGUGCGACUUGGAUUUUGGGGAGGCAGGCAACGCUCUGGUAGAUGCAUUGCCCGAGAAGCUCCAGUGCGCCAGACUCGAGGUUCCCUUAGAUUACACCAGUCUAAGCUCUGGCGAAACUAUUCAGCUCCAAUUGAUCAAGGCCAGUGCAAACAAAGAACCUUACUUGGGGAGCAUGAUGUGGAAUCCAGGUGGACCUGGAGGUUCUGGCGUCGAGUCGGUAGCCAGGCUGGGUCUCAAGUUGCGCGACAUCGUUGGAGGCAACUACGAUAUUAUUGGAUUCGAUCCUCGAGGCACUGGUAAAACUAUACCAUACAUCUGCAACGUAACAUCGGCUGGACAGACUUCCGUCACCCGACGUGACUUCGAAACGCUACCAAAGGGCGAUAUCUGGAACAGCAUCAAGACGAUAGAUUGGGAAGGCUGGGCGGUAACAGCGGACGCUUGCUUCAGGGAUCAAGCCAAGUACGGCCGCUUCGUCGGCACACCUUUCGUGGCCAGAGACAUGAUUUCGAUCGCCGACGCUCUCGACCAAGGCCCUAAGGUGAAUUACUGGGGAGUCUCCUACGGCACCGUCCUCGGACAAGUCUUCGCCUCCAUGUUCCCCGACCGCGUGGGACGUCUCGUCUUGGAUAGCAAUCUCAUCGCGGACGACUAUGCCGACACCACCUGGAAAACCGGACAAAGAGACACGGAGCGCGCGUUACACCACCUCUUUGACGAGUGUGUCAAGGCCGGUCCCGAAGCCUGCGUACUGGCCAACUUUACCGGCAGCGACACAACGGGGGACAGUCUGAUGGCGGCACUUGAAACCCUGCUCGAGGAGCAGAUCAACGACAAAAACGACACCACAAACGAGAAAGAUGACAUUGUGUCUCUCUUCAAGAUGUCCCUGCUGGCAGAACUCUACAAGCCCCUGCAAUACCCACUGGCCGUCUCGAGAGUCCACGCCGCUUUGACAGGGAAUUGGACUGGCGCCAUUACCCCAGCGCCUCCUCAACUGCCGUCAGAAUGGAACGAGGGUGGUACGUUUAGCGUUUGGGGCAUUGCCUGCGCAGACUCGUCCUUCCGCGUCGAAAAUGUAGACGAUUUAUACUCCAUCUACCGAACUCACUGGGAGGGGAGCUCUUUCGGUGAUGCCAGUGCCAGGCUGCGCCUACAAUGCUCUCGCUGGCGUUUUGAUGCCGCAGAGAAGAUCGACCUCAAUGCCCUGAGGAACGUCAGGACCAGCUUCCCGGUCCUCAUAAUCAACGGUCACUGGGACCCGGCCACCCCGGAGAACACGGCAUGGGAGAUUUCUGCGCGGUUCCGAAACAGUCGAGCUGUCAUUCACUACGGCGUUGGUCAUGGAUACACCAACCAUCCCUCGAAGUGCGUAGAUAACAUUGUCCGCGAGUAUUUCCAGGAUGGUAAGAUGCCUGAGAUUGGAACCACGUGUGAGCCCGACAUGACGGCCUUCGAAUAUGUCGCUGCGGAAGCGAAGAAGGCGGAGGAGAGUGAGUAG